This is a messenger RNA of Canariomyces notabilis, 2020 nucleotides long. RefSeq lists its product as uncharacterized. Bases 190 to 1875 code for a protein of 561 amino acids. Lineage: Eukaryota; Fungi; Ascomycota; Sordariomycetes; Sordariales; Chaetomiaceae. The transcript is spliced from 4 exons. The record is from RefSeq and is a predicted model, not a curated record.
CUGCACUUGUCGCCUCCCUGCAUUCUCAAGUCUCAACCAGGGCAAAAAGUAAAGACUACCUAAGAGCACGACAACGACUUAUCCUAGUCCGCCUUAUACUCAGCAUGGUGACGUGAUGCGCACUGAUAUCGAAAUACUACCUUGUAUUACAGAAAUUCCUCCGCUUUACGGGUGAAAUAAUCUUCCAAAAUGGGCAGAUUGGACCCUUUGACUUCACAAGCGCUUGGUCGCUCACCAUACGAUGAUGUGGUUCCGGGCGAGGGCCCAGCAAACCUGUUCGGCUACCAGCAAAUGUACGAUGAGCGAGGUCGCCCCAUCAACCCCGAGACCAAACGCAUUAUCAGGGAUGUCAUACGGUCUCAUAAUGAGGUGAUGGAGGUCAUUGGCGUCGCCGAGCCCGAGAAUGGCGUACCCGAUGCACAGGCCGAGGCAGCUCUUAGGCACCAUCAGUACGAGGACCGCAUUGGCCAAAGGCUGCUGCUGGUUGGAGGGGUGCUCGAGACGGCAUCCCUCUGGGGUGUUAACGGCAUGAGAAAACGCAUUCUAUUAUACAAAGAAUUCUCCCAUGCCACCUUCUACGGCAUGUUCCAGCUUGUCUGGAAACGGCAGUCUCUCACCUCUUAUUUCCUCGGCGGCUUGCCGUCAUUUGUAGCGAGGAUAGCUUUGGAACAGCUCUCGUUCCCGGCUUCUAGAGAAUACCCAGUGGUUCGAUACAUGUCCUCAUACAUCCGCCUUCACCUUGCCGCCUACACAGUCUUUCAGCGGAUGGGCAUCAUUCCGCUCAACGACCUGCUCCCUAAUUGGCGAUUCUUCGUCCCUGGAACAAGCAUAUCCCUCAUCCCGCUUCCCCCGGCUCCCGAUUCGUUUGGUCCGGGGUGCCUUCUCCAGUGGGCCAGCACCUUUGCCGUGGGCCUAGCACCUUUUGCGGGCUUCUACCUGUACACCAAGGCAUACAGCCUCAUUACCCGAACCCUUCGCUUCAAGAUAUACAGCUUACUACCCCAUCCCCAGAACACAAGUAAGAGUAAACAGCCCGGUGAUAGGGUGACUGAGCAGUCCGGCGCAGAUAUGGCCAUUGAAUACAGGACUGAUGAGCCGCUCGAAAUCUUUGACCCACUAUCUUCCCCUUCCUCCAGCGGCCCCCCGCCUUCCCAUCGCCGACAAAGCACUGUCUCUCUCCGCAGCCCAAACACCCGCGCCAACGCUACAGCCGGUCCCGUCCCAAGCUACGCGGCCACCGGCCCAGACGAGUUUGCCAGCGACGACGAAGAAGCCGAAAUUAUUGGUACCAGGCUCAUCAGCUUUGACUUUGAAGCCUCUGAGCCCAUGCCGGACCCGCAACACGCUUCUACCGCCGCGGACAACACCAACGCCCCUAAUACAAAUAGUUCCGGCAACACCGCCAUCAAUGCCAACACUCCUGACUUUUGGUCCGCCGAGCUCCGCCCGAACAUAGCGGACAGCGGGGGCCGACCAGGGGUUAGCUCAGCAGAUCAGCUGGAAUGCCCCGCGUACCGCGAGAACAUGCUCACGCGGCUGCCGGCCGUACUCGCCACGAGCGUGCUGGCUAUCGCGCCGGCACACCUGCUCACGACGUCCUUUGCGGGCAUGGCGUGGCUGCCCCUGGCAAGGUCGUACAUGGCGCGGUUGGGUCUGUCGCUGGAGGGGGUGCAUGAGCGGCCCGUCGAGUGGAUGAUAGGAGGAGGAGCGAUUCCGGGGAGGGGGCUGGUGAACAUGCUGGGCCUGGAACUACUCCUCACAGUGGUCCAGGGGGAGGCGUGGAGUUUGAUGAUGCUGCUUGCCGAGAGGUUCAAGUAUACCGAGGAGGAAUGGACUGUCAAAGAGGCAGUCAAGAGAGGUGGGGAGUGGAGUUAGAUGUUCUCUUCAGGGGACAGGAACGGGAUACCACCGAUGAAUUUGCGUCGUUAACUGUGUUCGUAACUUGUAGUGUCAUGAUUCAUUACGCAUUGUCAAUUACUGCAAACAAGGAGGAAUAGGCAGAUUUACGCCCUUUGACCAG